Impatiens glandulifera is the source of this 1731-nucleotide messenger RNA. RefSeq names its product elongation factor Tu, chloroplastic-like. Gene Ontology annotation, cellular component: mitochondrion. The record is from RefSeq and is a predicted model, not a curated record. The transcript has a single exon. Gene Ontology annotation, molecular function: translation elongation factor activity; GTP binding; GTPase activity. Gene Ontology annotation, biological process: mitochondrial translational elongation. Bases 76 to 1563 code for a protein of 495 amino acids. Lineage: Eukaryota; Viridiplantae; Streptophyta; Magnoliopsida; Ericales; Balsaminaceae.
GAGAUAACACAAUCCUGCGUCUUCCCCCAUUCUCUUCGUGUUUCUCUGCGAUUCAACCGGAAUUCAGCUCUAUCCAUGGCGAUUUCACCCGCGUCAGCAUCUGCUUCUUCAACCAAACUUACAUCCUCUUACUCUUCAACUUCCCCAUCUUCACCCUGCUGCGGAUCCACUAUUUCUUUCUCUAAUUCCUCCACUUCAAGAACCAAAUCAACUAAGCUAAUCCUCUCUUCAACAACCCAUAUCUCCAAUCCAUCUAAAGUUUUAUUCUUCCCAUCCACCGCAAGAACACCCACUCAACUCCUCCGCCACCGCCGCCGCGACCUUACCGUUCGAGCCGCAAGGGGGAAAUUCGAAAGAAAUAAACCCCAUCUCAACAUAGGCACAAUCGGACAUGUCGACCAUGGAAAGACAACUCUAACCGCUGCCUUAACCAUGGCACUAGCUUCCUUAGGAAACAGUGCUCCCAAGAAGUACGAUGAAAUCGAUGCCGCGCCGGAGGAACGGGCACGAGGUAUCACUAUUAAUACUGCUACGGUGGAGUAUGAAACGGAGAAUCGUCAUUACGCUCACGUUGAUUGCCCUGGACAUGCUGAUUAUGUUAAGAACAUGAUUACAGGUGCCGCCCAAAUGGACGGUGCUAUACUAGUUGUCUCAGGCGCAGAUGGCCCAAUGCCCCAGACUAAAGAACAUAUUCUUCUUGCGAAACAGGUUGGUGUUCCUAAUAUGGUUGUGUUUUUGAAUAAACAAGAUCAAGUUGAUGAUGAAGAGCUUUUGCAAUUGGUGGAGUUAGAAGUUAGAGAGCUUUUAUCUUCAUAUGAGUUUCCUGGAGAUGAUAUUCCUAUUAUCUCUGGCUCUGCUUUACUAGCUUUAGAAGCUUUAAUGGAGAAUCCAAAACUCAAAAGAGGAGAUAAUGAAUGGGUUGAUAAAAUCUACUCAUUGAUGGAUGCUGUUGAUGAUUACAUCCCAAUCCCACAAAGACAAACUGAUCUUCCAUUCUUGAUGGGAAUUGAAGACGUGUUUUCCAUCACCGGUAGAGGAACAGUCGCGACAGGUAGAAUCGAGAGAGGCACGAUUAAAGUUGGAGAAACUAUAGACAUUGUUGGACUGAAAGAUACUCGAAGCACAACUGUUACCGGAGUUGAAAUGUUCCAGAAGAUUCUAGAUGAUGCGAUGGCUGGCGAUAAUGUGGGUUUGUUAUUGAGAGGAAUUCAGAAGAUUGAUAUUCAGAGAGGAAUGGUUUUGGCUAAACCGGGGACCAUAACUCCUCAUGUUAAGUUUGAAGCAAUUGUUUAUGUAUUGAAGAAAGAAGAAGGGGGUAGGCAUUCGCCUUUUUUCGCAGGUUAUAGGCCUCAAUUCUACAUGAGGACGACGGAUGUGACAGGAAAGGUUACGCAUAUAAUGAACGAUAAAGAUGAGGAAUCGAAGAUGGUUAUGCCUGGGGAUCGUGUUAAGAUUGUUGUGGAGCUUAUAAUGCCGGUUGCUUGUGAGCAAGGGAUGAGGUUUGCUAUUAGAGAAGGUGGUAAGACGGUUGGAGCUGGUGUUAUUCAAUCCAUUAUCGAAUGAAUGAUUUUGAAAACAGGUAUGAAAAAUGUUAAAUAUUUGCUCAAUUUGAAAACUAGUUUUAUGCAGUUCUCUGAGUUUGUUUAGUUUGAAAAUGUUUUGGUUCAAUUGUUGUUGAGAUGCAUAGCCGAGACUUUUGAUUACGAAAAGGAUGAGGAUAUUUUGCAAGCA